AUGAAUAGACAAACACUUCAACGAUCUCAAUCAGCAAAAUAUCGAGGUCCUUCUUCAAUUACUAAUAAUUGUUUAAAUACAAAAAUUUCAUCAUCAUUACCUGAUGCAUUUAUUUCAUCAUUACGUCAAUUAUUUUCUAUAUUGGAUAAAACAAAUUGUGGUUAUAUACCUUAUAAUGUAUUUAAACGUUAUUUUGAUUGUUCAUCAUUAACAUCAGAUUUUUUAAAUCAUCUUGAAAUCGAAUCAAAUUCUAAUAAUCAUUUAAUAACAUUUAAUUCACUUAUAAAUGUUAUUGAACGAUCAUUACCAUUAACAAAUCAUUUAUCAUCAAUUCGAAUUCCAAAAAUUAUACGUCCAUUAAAUCGUUCAACAAGUUUUUUAGUUGUUUCACCUAUAGAAGAAAAAAUUGAACGACAAAUUCCAAUUAUUUAUCGAAAUUCUAAUGAAUCGGAAGAAAUUAAUUCUCAUGUAUCAAAUCCGAUAUAUUUUACAAAACAAUUACAACGAAAUAAUGAAAUUAAUUUUUCUAUGAUACGAUCUUUAAAACAAUAUGAAAUUGAACAUAAUCUUCUUGUUGAAACAUGUGAUACACUUGAUCGUGUUAAACUUUACUUAACUAAUUGUCUUUUUGAAAUGAAAGAUAAACAAAAAUCAUAUUGUCAUUAUUUAACAACAGCAGAAACAGUAGGUAUUGAAUCAGAAUCAAUGUAUAAUCGAGAUUUAGUUGCUGAUUUAUUUAAAUUAGCAAAUAUAGUUAUUCAACAAGUUAAUUAUGAUGUGAAAAAGUCAUCAGAUCGUUCAUCAUCAAAUUCAAUUUCAUCAUCAUUUAAUGGAAUAAAUAAUCAAUAUGAAAAACAAUUAAAAGCAAAAGAUGAUUAUAUUAAACAAUUAGAAAGUGAAAAACGUAUUUUACUUAAUGAGAUUAUUGAAAUGAAAUAUCAACCAGGAACAAUUAUACCAAUAAAAAUCUCCUAA
Molecule: messenger RNA, 975 nt
Organism: Rotaria sp. Silwood1
Lineage: Eukaryota; Metazoa; Rotifera; Eurotatoria; Philodinida; Philodinidae
Source: the annotation of a GenBank genome assembly